Zootoca vivipara (common lizard) is the source of this 5301-nucleotide messenger RNA. The record is from RefSeq and is a predicted model, not a curated record. NCBI's taxonomy places the organism in Eukaryota, Metazoa, Chordata, Lepidosauria, Squamata, Lacertidae.
GAAUUGUGUAUUUUAAGUGGGAAGGUAAAUGUGAGGCUACGGGUUACAAUUCUUUGAUUCCCUGACAAAGCAAUCCUGACACAAUAUAUCUGGGAACUUGUAUCUUCAGAUGUGCUAAAUAAGCGUUUCUUGGUUUCCGCAACCCACCUCAAGAACCUUUUUGCUGGCAAUCUUUUCUGCAAGAUCUUCUAACAGAGAGCCACAGUCAGCGAUUUAUUUUAGUGAUGUUAGUGCUCCCUCUGCUGCACAAUCUUUAUUAAGAACUGGAUUCUUUAAUCCAGACAAAAUAAUACUUGGUGGAUAAUGUUAACAUGGUAACUGUGUUUGCUUACAUGAUUCACAAUCUCUCUCCCUUUUGUUGACACUCUCCCCAUCCCAGUGCAUAGGAACAGGCAUAUUUCCUUCUCUUGUUCCAUAUUUUCUCUGUAAAAUGACACACGGUGUGAUAGUCCUCUUUAAACAAAUAACAAAAAACGGGAAGUAUGGACAACGCUGUCGCUUCCUCAUGUGAAAUUCCUUCUUUCCUCAUCUCUUUCAUAAUCAGGAACAGCUGUAGUUUCUCAUGUCUUGUGUAUUUUCAAAGGGUUUAUAUUUUGCAGUUUGUAACACCCGUUUUCAGUUUAAACAGUGUGCAGGAGGGUUAAGACACAAUGGGGCAGUCAGAGUGGUACACAGUGUUCAAGAGAGAAUAGGAGCAGGGGCAGCUGUAAUCAGGGUACAUAUGGGGAGAGGAAGUAGGAUUGUCCUUGCUAUCACAUUCUGCAGGUGAUAAUAGUGAUCUCUGUGCCACGAAACACUUCAUCCUGUUGAUUUGGGCAGGUCAGCCUACUGUUCACACUACACAAGAACACCUUGAGGAAGAGGGGGCAGAGCCCUUGAAUCUGAUCCAAGCAGAUCCAUGUGAGUUGUUUGGUCUGGCAGAUCUAGGUUAGGUAUAGGCUCAUCAUCACCACGCCUUAGAUUUGUGCAUUACCUCUGCUCUGGGAUGUAGGCGAGACCACUCUUGUUCCCAGCUUCCUUGCAAAUCCCAUCUAGAGCGGGCCAUUGUGCAGCUGGCCUACCUCCCCUUUCCUGUAGGUGGAGUUUCCCUAGGAAAUGGCCUUGGCAGGAAGCUGCAGGGCGAAGUCUGCAUUGCUAGGGGGGCAGAAUACACGCUCUCUGCUCUUUCCAAGCCCCCAGCUCGGGUGGGGGUGGGGGUUGAGCGCUAGCAAGAGAAGCAGUUGUACAAUCGCUGCCGUUAUCUGGAGAGUCUGAUUUUCCUGCAGCAAGAAAGGUAGAAAUGGAUCUUGCCUCUAAGGAAGGCUUUGUGUUCUUUGGGAGUCUUUAGGAUAGUCAACUUUCAAACCAACAGAGGGGCUGAGAUUUGCAAUGACACCGUUCAGAAGAAUGUCCUUGGCGUUGUGUGUUCCUAUAUUGUGCUCUUUUUUCCUGCUGAUGGAUUGUCAGGAAGUUUCUACAUUCACCAUGCAGUAUCGGAUUAUGGAGGAAGUACAGCCUGGGACUGUUCUGGGAAGGCUGUCGGAAGAAAUUGGCUGGACAGAGGGCAGUUGGGGAACCUUUCAGCUGCUUCAGUCUCCUGCAGUGUUUCCCAUACAGAUGGACUCUCGAGACGGUUUGCUGAGCACCGCAGGGAGGCUGAACAGGGAGGAGCUCUGCCACCAUAGAGACCCGUGUGUCCUCUCAUUCAGCGUGCUAGCAGCCCAAUACUUCACCCUGAUCCAUGUGGAGAUCCACGUCUUGGACAUCAACGACAAUGGGCCUGUGUUUCCUCAAGCGGCACUGGAACUGGAGAUAUCUGAAAGUGUAUCCUUGCAGACCCGAAUCCCUUUGGGCCGAGCCCUGGACCCAGAUGCUGGAUCUAAUGCUUUCUGUUCCUACUUCUUGUCACCCAGUGAGCACUUUGCCUUGGAGGUCACAGCCGGUUCGGACAGAACUCGGCAGCCAGAGCUGGUGGUCAUUAAAGAAGUGGACCGGGAGCUCUACUCCUCGUUUGAGUUGCUCUUGACUGCAGUGGAUCACGGAGUGCCCCCUAGAUCUGGGACCACUAUUGUGACUGUGAAUGUGCUCGACUCCAAUGAUAACAGCCCCAUGUUUGCCCAGGGUUCUGUGUCCGUGGAGAUCGGGGAAGAUGCUUUAGUUGGGACUCUUCUGAGCAACCUCACUGCCACUGAUCUCGAUCAAGGACCUAACGGAGAGAUUGAAUACACCUUCAGCAAACAUGUUUCUGAGGAGGUGCUACGAACGUUUGCUGUGGAGGGUCACACAGGCCGUGUCCUUUUGCAGCAGUCACUGGAUUAUGAGAAGCACUCGGCCUACGAGUUGGAGGUGCAAGCCAGAGACCAGGGUGCCAAUUCCAUUCCAGCUCACUGCAAGCUCUUCAUACGUGUUCUGGAUGUCAAUGACAAUACGCCCGAGGUCCAAGUCAUCUGGGCGAAUCAAGCAGCCGUACUAUCAGAAGCUCAACCCCAGGGCAGCUUUGUUGCUCUAGUGACAGCAUUUGACCCAGAUUCAGGUCGUAAUGGGCAGGUGGAUUGUUAUAUCAAGCAAGGUGAGGAACACUUUGCCUUGAAAAGGUUCUCGCCUGGCAGCUACAUGUUGCUAACAAAUGCGCCCUUGGACAGGGAGAGCUGGACACAGCACCACCUGACCUUGCUGGUCCAGGACCGAGGGACCCCAUUGCUGGCCAUAACCAGACAUUUCACUGUUCAUGUCAGUGAUGUCAACGACAACAUGCCCCGCUUUGAAACAAACCAUUAUCACGUUUCCAUUGCAGAGAACAGUGAGCCGCCUUCUGUUUUAGUUGUGGUCAGGGCCCAAGACGCAGACUCAGGCCUUAAUGGGAAAGUUGUGUACAGAAUCCCAGAUCCUCUAGUUCGAGAGUGGCUCACUAUUGAUGCCAGCACUGGGGAAAUCAGGGCCCAUGUGGCUUUUGAUUCAGAGAAGAUCACCAGCGUUGACUUCCUUGUAAUAGCAGAAGAUCUGGGCCAGCCUCAGCUAUCGGCCAACACUUCCGUGACAGUCACUGUGCUUGAUGUGAAUGACAAUUCCCCAGUGGUAAUAAAGCCAGAGUUGGAAGGUGGCCGGGCAAGUGUCACUGCCCUUGUGGAUCCUGACACUGGACGUGUGCUGGUGCCCAAGGAAGAAGGGAGCUCCGAACUAGCCGCCUCGGUUAAUGCUCCCCUGCUGCUCACUAUACUGGCAACUGAUGCAGACUCCGGCCUGAACGGGACAUUGCUCUACAGCAUCCUGAGUGGCAAUGAAGCCGGCAUCUGUGUCCUUGAUCCCCAAUCCGGGCAGCUUUAUCUGAAUGGCAGCAAUGCUAGCAGCCUUGUGGGCAGGGAGUGGGACCUGGCGAUAUCGGUGAGUGACCGAGGCUCGGUGCCACUCUCCACCAGAUUUCUGGUGAAGGUAACAUUCAAGAGGCAUUGCGAGCGCAUGCCCGAUUCUUUCCCGGUGUCCCAGCCCCUCAGCCCCUCUGUGGUGACGGGAAUCUGCCUUGUAGGGUUGCUUGCCGUCUCUUUGGUAGGCUUGGGGUUGAUGAUGUCCCUGUGUAAAAGGGAGAAGCACGGCAGCAUGGCAUAUAACUGUCGGGAAGCAGAGCAGGCUUACAGCCAACAGCAACCAAAGAAACCCCCCAAGCCCAUCCAGAAAGCAGACAUCCAUGUCGUGCCUGUGCUGCGGCAGGAGGAUGCCCAGCAGCCUCAGGCUGAGAUAGAGAAUCCAUCAGAAGCUGCCUGGCUUGAGGCCUUGGGGGUGCCAUGCCACAUGACACCCACUCUGUACAGGACCCUCAGGAACCAGAGAAAUUCCAGCAGCCUUGCGGAGCAGGCUCCCUUCUGUGCACAAAGGUUCAGAAGCCCCGCCGCUCGGGAUGUGCAGCCCACGGAUAAAAAACUCCUCGAUUCCAUCUUCUGGCCUAAAGACCACUUGUCGGAAAAGGCUCAGGCAGGACCAGAGGAGGCUCCUAGUCGCCAGCACAUCUUGAGAAGCCUCGUGAGGCUUUCUCUGGCCGCUCUUGCUGAGCAAGGCCCCGGAGGACAACUAGCCAUGGAAUCUGCCCCCGUCCAGAUUCAAGUAAUUUUGUUUUCAAAGUGGUCGGCAAAGCUCCAGAUGCCAACAAAUGGAUAGGCUUACUGAGGGCAGCUGGUUUUUUACUCUUUUUGCCUAACCCUGUAAAACAGGUUCAUCUAUUAAAUAUGGCUGAUGGGAUGAGGGAAGAACGUGUUCUAGAAAGCCAUGACUAGUCAGUAGGAUCUGGCAGAAUUUUAUUUUUGCACCCGUUUUUUGUGCUUUCUUUAUCUGAGCAGUAAACAGUUGUAACAGAAGUAGGAUUUAUUUCUACCCCUUUUAAUUCAGCAUUGCUCCUGUGCAGGAGGUUUGCUUGGAAAUUAUGUCUCAUGGUGUGUAAUGGGGAUUACUCUGCAUUAUGUGUCUAGGACAGGCGUCCCCAAAUUGCGGCCCUCCAGAUGUUUUGGCCUACAACUCCCAUGAUCCCUAGCUAACAGGACCAGUGGUCAGGGAAGAUGGGAAUUGUAGUCCAAAACAUCUGGAGGGCCGAAGUUUGGGGAUGCCUGGCCUAGGAUUUCAGCCUCAAAUUAUGUCGCUCAGGUUUUACAAAUCACUUUCCACAGAAGUCGGUCCAGGGGCAGCUUCUGUUUUGUAACUUCCUGCCACUUCACCUAUCAUCCUUUUAAUUUGUAUAGUGACAGAUCCCAGAGAGACGAGGGAUGAAAGGAAUUGGGAGCCCAGGCUUCAAAACCCUUAGCUGUGGCACUGCGUGGCUACAUCUUUUGAGUUGCCAGUAGUGGGCAAGGGGGGUGGAGAGAUUUAGUUCAUCCACUGUUCUAUUCAGGGUUGGUAGAUUUAUAAGCAGCGCCAACCUAUGUAGGCUUGCAACGAGAGUGUGCAUUAGAAAUUACUCAGAGGAAACUGUCCAACUUGGCAAGUUCAGCAUCAUUCAAGCCACUGUAACGCUGUAGCAGCCAUCAACUCCACAGCUUUGUAGGAUGGGUGGUAGCUGCUGUGAGUAAACAAAGAUGCAGAUAGACACAAACGGCUUGUUUUCUUCCUGAGGUGGAUGUUGCAGAGAGGGGAAGAGCACUAGACAUUAUAAAUAACUCAAGCGGAGCAUAGGGGAGUGGGGAUAUCCUGUUAGGAAACAGCUCUGGUCAGGAUUGUAUGCGGAUACCGGCUCUUCCUGUCUUUCAGCAAAUCUCGCAGUUGUUGUCUCUGCUGCAUCAGGGCCAAGUGCAGCCUAAGCCCAACCACAGAGGGAACAAGUACACUGCCAAGAAUGCCUGU